AGAGGGGAACAUGAGGAGAAAGUACAAGGUCAGGAAGAACCAGGUUGUCAGUCACAGCAGCCUGCCUGUGGCAGAGCUGUUAGAAACAGCAGAAUCAUAGGAGGUCAAGAUGCAACACCAGGAAGUUGGUCAUGGCACGCCCUUGUAGUAACUUAUGGACCUUAUGGAUAUAAACAGUGUGGAGGUUCCCUAAUCACCAACCAGUGGGUUUUGACAGCUGCUCGGUGCAUACCAAUUUCAAGUAACAACACUGUGGUUCAUCUGGGACGCUACAACCAGUCAGGCUUAAAUCCAAAUGAGGUGACUCAGAAAGUGAAAGAAACCAUCUGCCAUCCUGCAUUUUCCUUUUACUGCUGGACGUAUGAGAAUGACAUUUGUCUCCUGAAGCUGUCUGCUCCUGUGAAUUUCACAGACUACAUUCAGCCCAUUUGCUUAGCCUCAGAAAAAAGCACUUUCCACAAUGGGACAAGCAGCAGGGUCACCGGUUUUGGUUACGAUGAUAGUUAUCGAUUUUCCAAUAUCCUGCAGGAAGUUAAUGUACCAAUAUUGGGAAACAAUGAGUGCAGAUGCCACUUUGAAAACUACUACUACUACUACUGGCUCCCACAGAUUACAGAGAAUGUUACCUGCACUGGACCCAAAGUUGGAUGGAAGGGCCCAUUUUAUGGAGAUGAAGGGGAACCCCUCAUGAUUAAGGCAGGAUCACUCUGGGUCCAGAGUGGAGUUCAGAGUUAUAGUUAUGGUUGUGGCGGACUUUCAAUCUACACUCGUGUGUCCCAAUACCAGAAAUGGAUCAGUGACACCGUCACUGGGACACCACCGGGCUUUGUCACUUUCUCCUCUCCGGGCACUGACAGCGACUUAAACUUCACCUGUCCAACAUCACCACCUCCUUCUUAUAACAUUUUUUAUGACAAUGUCAGUAUCAGUAACCCUCUAUUUCCCAGCACAGAUGGCAGUGUGUUUGGCAGCAGUGAAAAUCUGUUCCACUUAACUCACGUCACCUCCCUUUGUGUUCUUGUUGCAUUGCUCCACGCGUUUGUUGUAAGUGGAAUGUAACUCAGUAUAUUUAUGCAAGUCUUGUACUUACAUACAAGCUUGAAAUACUUGUACUUCUUAACAUUUUAGAACCCCGAGUUGAAUGUUAUACAUUUUACUCCAAUAUAUUAAGGGAGAGCUCGAGUUUCUGGUAAUUUUAAGAAUUAAUUUAGAUUUUUCUAAAUUAAACAAACGAACAAUUAACCAACUCUUUUGCUUUCUUGUACAUGAAAUUAUAAGUAAAUACAUAAUGGAUGAAACAGUAAGCAGACACAAAGACUUUUUUUUUGCAGUCCACUUUUUAAAAUAUGGUUAUUUGCUACACAUUCAUUUAUCAGUGUCAGUAUCUAAUUCAUUUUAAAGGUUGGGGCAAGCUGGGGACUUGGACGGUGUUGCUAAGGGUGUGAUUUUUAGUAACAAAUAAA
This is a messenger RNA of Oreochromis niloticus (Nile tilapia), 1463 nucleotides long. Its product is annotated as chymotrypsin-like protease CTRL-1. The transcript is spliced from 6 exons. Gene Ontology annotation, molecular function: serine-type endopeptidase activity. Gene Ontology annotation, biological process: proteolysis. The record is from RefSeq and is a predicted model, not a curated record. NCBI's taxonomy places the organism in Eukaryota, Metazoa, Chordata, Actinopteri, Cichliformes, Cichlidae. The annotation marks the transcript as partial.